Messenger RNA from Penicillium macrosclerotiorum, 2427 nucleotides. Its product is annotated as TRAPPII-specific subunit TRS120. Gene Ontology annotation, cellular component: trans-Golgi network. The transcript has a single exon. Bases 1 to 2427 code for a protein of 808 amino acids. NCBI's taxonomy places the organism in Eukaryota, Fungi, Ascomycota, Eurotiomycetes, Eurotiales, Aspergillaceae. The record is from RefSeq and is a predicted model, not a curated record.
AUGUUCUCCCCGCUUGCAUUUCCAACCGGCAUGAUUCUCUACGAUUUAUCGUUCUCAGUUCCCCCCACUUCACAUCUCGAACUGUUUCCUUUCGAAAUACACCGGGAACCGCUGGUGAUAAUUGCCAUAGCAGAUGGAGCGGAAUUGGUCACAAGCCCUGAAAUGAAGGAGCAUCAUCCCACGCCGGAGGGACUCGAUGAGUUGCGAGAUCAACUUGAUGCGGUGAAGGAGAGAAACCCACGGGCACUUGUGACCCAGCUCCUGGUGUUUGACUACAACGGCCUUGAGAAACUCACCAAUGGUCCGGAUAAUGUGCUUUGGGUCCCCCGCCCUGAGGCUUCCAAAGCAACUACGAUGAAAACUGUCCUAUGUGAUAUUACAUCCGUUUUGCUCUCGGAGCUGGACGAGUUCGCCAAGACCAUUCAGGCUAUCCCGUCGAUAGAAUCCCCGAAAGCUUCAUCCUGGGGUCCACACCGCAAUCCAGAGCUACGACCGCGGCCAGUGGACCGAUUGAUGAAUCGUAUGACCCUGCCAGCACAGUUUCCCUCCAAUUCUAAUGGGGCGGCUACAGAGACGCCACUAAGCUCCAAUCCCAGCUCUCCAGCUCCUAGUGACCAUGAAACCCCCACAACAUUUGAUGAGAUUACCCGUUCGAUCCACCUAUCCAGAACGAAUUCAGGAGGCAGGAGCCCCUCAAUCUCGUCACCCAAGGAGCAUAGUCGGGAUCGGAUGUCUGUUAGCGGAUUAAGUGCCACGGACAGGACCAAGAACCGUAUCAAGGGGCGCUCUGGUGUCGUCAUCGGUACUCUUUUCCUGCAGGCAGGAAGAUGGCCAGAUGCUCUCAAGGAGUUAGUUGAAGCGGCUACCAAUGCACGGGCCGGAAGUGACUAUGUCUGGCAUGGCAAAGCAUUGGAAAAUAUUCUUCUUUGUCUUCUGAUGCUCGCAUGGGCGGGAAUGGACUUCCAUAUCCCUUCUGUGCUCUACCCCGUCGCCGAUAAAGCCUCCAAAGCCAUUCGAGAUGCAAUACAAGCCCCAAGCGCUGCUGGAAAUCGACUCGUCUCCCUCCAGAACCUAGCGAAUUUGCUCCCAGAUCUUUCCAACACUAUCUUAAACCUCUACACUCGUGCUGCCAACAUUACCGAAGAACCUUUGCCGCAAUUGGUCUUCUCAGAGACUGUCAUUCGAUUGUCAAGACUGCUGGUCUCGGCUCGUAUUCGCGAUGGUGCCCUUGAUGAUAACGCCCUGAAACAUAUCGUCAUGAAUGAAGCUUUGGUUCCUUUAAUGCAACCGGAGCUUCCUCGUGGGACAGUCGUGCUGCGCAAGUCUGAGAUUGCCAAUUUCUUGUAUCGCGCGCUUCCGCUUGCACCUGGCGCAGAGCUACCUGCUACUGAUGCAGUACCCAUUAUUGUGGGUGUCGUCUCCGUUCUGAGUGCGCUUGACUUACCACGUAAGAAAGCGUUCCUUAUGCGGGAGCUUCUUUCUGUCAUGGUUCCCAGCCUAGUGCAAGCGCGAAAAAUAGGUGCCGCAGAAGUCGGAAUUCAUCCUGCUGCCGGGCUAUCAUCUCUCAGUGAUACCGCAUUUGAUGUGAACGCUCUUGACGUUGGACCCGGGAAUAUGGAGAAGAGUGUCCGUAUUCUUCUCGGUACUAUAGGUGAGAUAUAUGGAGUGCAGCCUUCUGCAGUUUACGAAUGGGAGAAGCGACAAAGUCAGACCUCCACUCGUGGUAGCUCCCACGAGUGCCUUGAAUAUGACUCGAUUGCAGGCAUUGCUGAGCGAUCUUUCCGCCACGUUGUUUUGGACAGAUAUGGAGAUAUGAACCUCAAAAUUGAUGUUUUGAAGGCAUGCAUUAACUGCUGCGAAGCUCUUCCCGACUUUGACGGCGUUCUUCGUUUCACCGUCGAGCUCCUUCAGACUAUUCGGGGAGAUCUUAUGCUGAGCGAAGAUUAUAAGAUGCCACCAUAUCUCCCUCAAGACGAGCAAGUUCGGCUUUUGAACAACAUCAAACGCACUGUUGGAGCUGGGAACAGGCUUGGAGCUGAGAAUAUGGCUGCAGAGUAUUGGGAUGACUUCCUUGUGCGCGACAUCAAAUUACUGGCUCUGCCUGAUCCUAAGAGGCCUGUUCGUCGGUCCAAAACCGAGCUCGAUGCUGUCACCACGAGUUCGGAGAAAUCAAAGAAAGACCCCUUUCUAUACAAUCCAUUUGCUAAGCCCAGCAGCAAAGCUCUGGAAAUGCUUAGCGUAACAGACGAGCCUGCUUCAUUCCAAGUGACGCUCCAAAACCCUUAUGAGUUUGAAAUCGAGGUUGAGCAUUUACGAUUAGAAAGCGAGGGAGUGUCAUUUGAUGCCGUGGCCGAAAAUAUCAUUCUUCCCCCCUUUGUCUGCAGGAUGUCAUUGUUCUUGGCACCGCGCACGAGGAGGGCAAUUUGA